CUGCCCCGGCAUUCUCUCUCGAAACAUACGCUAGCAUAAACACACCACUGGUUCGCAAAUGAACAGUGUAGCAUUUAGUUAUUAUAGAUAGAUCCGGGUCCAAACGAUAAUCCAAAGGAAAGUAAAAUUGACUAGUGGUUGCCGUAACACAGAAUGCAGAUCUCACAUGUAUUAGUACUAUGUGCAAUGGCAGCUGUCUGCGUAGCUGAAACACAGAGGCCUCAAGUAUCAGACACCGCUCUCGAAGAUGCUCUCAAUGACAAACGGUUUAUCCAAAGACAACUUAAAUGUGCCCUUGGAGAAGCACCCUGUGAUCCCAUUGGCAAGAGACUUAAAACAUUGGCGCCAUUAGUGCUUCGAGGAGCUUGUCCCCAAUGUACACCGCAAGAAACAAAACAAAUUCAACGCACUCUGUCGUACGUGCAACGGAACUUCCCUCAGCAAUGGGCUAAAAUAGUACGCCAAUACUCUGGAUAAUUAAUGUAAAAUAUACGUAGAAUUUAGGCUUAUAAGGCACACAUCAAUUUAUAUUUUCCUUCAAUUGUAUUUAUUUACCAGUUUUAGUUAAACACGUUUUUUUAAUUUUUUGGAAAUGUAAGAAUAGGAUAGAAUAUUACACGUGAAUGUUGAGUA
Zerene cesonia (dogface butterfly) is the source of this 633-nucleotide messenger RNA. RefSeq names its product ejaculatory bulb-specific protein 3-like. Bases 154 to 477 code for a protein of 107 amino acids. The record is from RefSeq and is a predicted model, not a curated record. The transcript is spliced from 3 exons. NCBI's taxonomy places the organism in Eukaryota, Metazoa, Arthropoda, Insecta, Lepidoptera, Pieridae.